AUGCUGAAGAUGAUGACAUUUUUCCAAGGUCUUCCGGGCCAGCAGCCUGUGCCAGGGACCCUCGACUUACCCAGAAGCCCCCAAAAGUUGCCCUCUACGUCAGAGGCAGAGUCAGAGGCCUCCUCUGAGGACUUGGUGCCAUCCCUGGAGGCUGAGGUAGCCCGAGACAGGAAGGAGGAAAAGCUUUCCAAGAAGAAGAAGCCAAAGGGACUGGCCAACAUGUUCAGUGUCUUCACCAAGGGAAAGAAGAAGAAGGGCCAGUCGGGCUCAACAGAGCCGCAGGGCGAGCCUGAGCCCAGGCCAGGGCUGGAUGGCCCACUGCCCACAGUGGAGGAGCUCAAGGCGGCCCUGGAGCGCGGGCGGCUGGAGGCGGCGCGGCCGCUGCUGGCGCUGGAGCGGGAGCUGCAGGCGGCGGCGGCGGCGGGCGGCGCGGGCGAGGAGGAGCUGGUGCGGCGCCAGAGCAAGGUGGAGGCGCUGUACGCGCUGCUGCGCGACCAGGCGCUCGGUGUGCUGCGCCGGCCGCUGGAGGUGGCGCCCGAGCGGCUGCACCAGGCGCUGGCCGUGGUGGCCGAGCAGGAGCGCGAGGACCGCCAGGCGGAGGCGGAGCCGGGGACCUCGGCGCUGGCGGCCACGCGUCCGCGGCGCUGGCUGCAGCUGUGGCGGCGCGGCGUGGCCCAGGCGGCCGAGGAGCGUAUGGGCCGGCGGCCGGCCGAGGGCGCCGAGGGCCGCUCGGAGGCCGAGAGCGUCUUCCUGCACAUGGGCCGCACCAUGAAGGAGGACCUGGAGGCCGUGGUGGAGAGGCUGAAGCCGCUGUUCCCGCCCGAGUUCGGCGUGGUGGCGACCUAUGCCCAGAGCUACCACGAGUACUUCGCGGCCCAGCUGGCCGCCAUGGCGCAGUUCGAGCUGUGCGAGCGCGACACCUACAUGCUGCUGGUCUGGGUGCAGAACCUCUACCCCAAUGACGUCAUCAACAGCCCCAAGCUGGCGGCUGAGCUGCAGGGUGUUGGGCUUGGGAGCCUCCUGCCCCCGAAGCAGAUCCGGCUGCUGGAGGCCUCGUUCCUAUCCAACGAGGCGGCCAAUGUGAAGGAGCUGAUGGCCCGUGCCCUGGAGCUGGAGUCACAGCACUGGGCCCAGGAUGUGGCCCCCCAGAGGUUGGAUGGCCACUGCCACAGUGAGCUGGCCAUCGACAUCCUCCAGAUCAUCUCCCAGGCCCAGGCCAAGGCAGAGAGCAUCACCCCCGACUUGGGCGCGCAGAUAAAGCAAGUGCUGCUGGUGGAGCUGGCCGCGCUCCUGCGCAGCUACCAGCGCACCUUUGACGAAUUUCUGGAGAGAUGCAAAAAGCUGAGACAUUACAGGGCCAAUGUCAUCGCCAACAUCAACAACUGCCUGUCCUUCCGGACGUCCAUGGAGCAGAAGUGGCAGGUACCCCAGGAUCGCCUGAGCCUCCUGCUGGGCCCCCUGAGUGAGCUCAAGCGUCACGGCUUCGACGCCCUGCUCCAGAGCCUGUUCGCGGACCUGAAGCCGCUGUUCAAGAAGUUCACGCAGACCUACUGGGCAACCCCCGCGGAGACUCUGGAGAAAAUCAUUGCCACCGUGGGCGGAAGGCUGCCCGAGUUCUCAGAACUGCAGGACUGUUUCCGGGAGGAGCUCAUGGAGAGCGUGCACCUGCACCUGGUCAAGGAGUACAUCAUCCGCCUCAGCAAGCGCUGCCUGGUCCUCAAGACGGCCGAGCAGCAGCAGCAGCUGGCAAGGCACAUCCUGGCCAACGCCGAUGUCAUCCAGCACUUCUGCACCCAGAACGGCUCCGCUGCCACCUGGCUGCAUCCUGCCCUCCCCACGCUUGCUGAGAUCAUUCGCCUGCAAGACCCCAGUGCUAUCAAGAUCGAGGUGGCCACUUAUGCCACCUGCUACCCCGACUUCAGCAAAGGCCACCUGAGUGCCAUCCUGGCCAUCAAGGGGAACCUAUCCACCAGCGAAGUCAGAAGCAUCCGGAGCAUCCUGGAUGUCAACACAGAGGUGCAGGAGCCCUGCAGGUCCCUAUUUUCCCUGAUAAAGGUUGGUUAGCUUUUCCUGCAGCCUGACCUGCUCGUGAGCACCCAGCAAGCACCGGUACCACCCCACCUGGGGCAGCCACCCCACCUGGGGGAUGUUCAGACCAGCGCUUGCUCACGGCCGGCCCCUCAUGAGUCUCCAAAUUCUGCUGCUGCUUCUGCCUAGCCCUGUGGAGUGCAGGCCCCUGGGCAGCUUCCGUACCCAGUGGGGGCGGGGCACCCACUGUGGGAAGCCGACAGGACAGCACCUAAGAACCUCUCUGAAAACGGCAGUUGACUGUGUGCACACAGAGGGCAGCCGGAGGGAGAGUGUGGUCCUGUGUCCAGGGGACCCUUCUGCAGUCUGCCUCGUGGGCGGGUCUGAGCGCCCCUUCCAGCCCCCGAGGGCCUGGGCCGAGCUGCACCCAUCCUGCCUCCUUCAGCCCAGGCCCCGAAGAGCUGGGCUCGGCAAGUGUGGAAUCGAGGACAGACCUGGAAGGGAAAGAGGGAAGGAACUCUUAUCUGGGGCCCGGAAAGGGGCUUGUGCGCUUGUGGCGUGUUGGGAGCAGAGCCAGCAGCAGAGACACUUCCAGAUUGCCCCACGGCCCCUGCCGGCUGCCCCGGGGGCUCAGACCUUGACCCCUCCCUACAAUCCCAAGGUCCCAGGAGGCCUUGGUGUCCACCACGGUGGGGCCCAGGCCUCCUGGGUCUUCUCAGGGUUACCCCGCCCCCAUGCAGGGACAGGCACAGGUGCCUCCAUGGGCCCUGCCACCUGGACGUCUGGCUGAGGUCUGGGCAGGGGCAGGGCAAGCUCGACCUCUGACCCUUCGGCCUCUGUAUUAGUUUCCUCCUGCGGCUGUGACACACCUCCGCAAGCUGAGCAGGUCGCAGCAAGAACCUGUCUUACAGCGCUGCAGGUCGCAGGUCCCACACGGCUAAGAGCAAGGUGUCUGCAGAGCCUUCUGGGGGCUGUGGGGAGUUCAUUUCCUGGCCUUUACGUUCCUAGAGGCCCCUCCAUCUUCAGAGCCAGCAGGGGGUGGCUGAAUCCUUUUCCUGUCACCUCUGGCACCUCCCUGGCACCUCCUCUCCUCCCUCCCCCACUCUUAAGGACCGUUGUGAUGACGUCAGGCCUACCCAGAUAACAAGGUCAUCUCCCUAUUUUAAGGUCCCCGAUUAGCAACCUUAAUUCCAUUUGCUGCCUAACUUCCCGUUCGCCACGUAACCUAACGUGGUCACAGGCUCUGGGGACUGGCUCGUGGACGUCUUAGGGAGGCGUUGUCCCGCCCAGCGCGGCCUCCGCCCAUACCCUGUCCUGCAGGGCGCCUCGCUCUACUGCAGGAAAACCGGAGUCAGUUUCCCUGCCUGGCCUCUGCUGCCCUGCAGGCCCUGUGCUCCCAGGGCCCGAAAGUCCCCUCUCGGCACGGAAGGGGCAGUUCAGACUCAGGCAUGACGCAGCCUCGCUUAUGCCUUGGACUUCUUGGGCUGUCCCCUUUCCCCAGGUACUGCCUUACGGAGCUGUGGCCGGGGAUUGGCCAGUGUAGAUGACGCUCAAGAUCUCUGUACAUUUGUAGGAGUUAGCAUGUUUGAUGUUGUUAAUACUGGUUUUUUUCUUUUUUAUAUAUAUGUAUUUUUUCUUCCCACACCCACUCCCCUCAGUUAAUAUUGUUUUGAUAGUACUGCUUUUGUAUGUGUGCCUUCGAGACAGGAUCCAGAUUUUUAUA
This is a messenger RNA of Propithecus coquereli (Coquerel's sifaka), 3751 nucleotides long. RefSeq names its product tumor necrosis factor, alpha-induced protein 2 (gene TNFAIP2). Gene Ontology annotation, biological process: exocyst localization; exocytosis. The transcript has 11 exons. Gene Ontology annotation, molecular function: SNARE binding. Lineage: Eukaryota; Metazoa; Chordata; Mammalia; Primates; Indriidae. The coding region runs from base 1 to 2064 and encodes 687 amino acids. Gene Ontology annotation, cellular component: exocyst. The record is from RefSeq and is a predicted model, not a curated record.